Molecule: messenger RNA, 2399 nt
Organism: Rotaria sp. Silwood1
Lineage: Eukaryota; Metazoa; Rotifera; Eurotatoria; Philodinida; Philodinidae
Source: the annotation of a GenBank genome assembly
AUGUUUGAAGAAGCUCGAGAAAAUGUUUUACCUGUUCAUGAUAGAGAUUUAAAACGAUGGGCGCUACAAAAAGCUGCUGAAGAUCCGAGUCUUGUAUUUGAAGCAUCCGAGCACUGGUUGCGAGUCUUCAAAUAUCGUCAUCGUAUUUGUUCCAGAAAAAUUACAAAAUUAGUAACUCGCCAUCAUGCAGAAGAUACUGAUGCUAUUAUUGAAUCUGCAGAUUCAUUCGUACGUGAUGCUAAACGGCAGAUGCAGAACUAUGCACAUGAAGAAAUUUUAAAUACCGAUCAGGUUGGAUUGGAGUUAGAGCUUCACUCCAGUAGAACCCUUUCGUAUGAGGGCGAAAAGGUUACUAUGGCACGUGUGAGAUCAAAAAAUGCUACGACGCAUUCUUACACAAUUCAACCGAUGAUAUCUGCUGCUGGAAAAUUGGUAGGUCCCCUCUUCCUUUGUUUGAAGGAGCCAAAGGGCAAGAUGAGUGAAAGUGAGUUAAUCUACUAUUCAUCGCAUAUGUAACGCACUAAUCCACAUUUUAUUAGAUAUAAAAAACAAAUUAUUUUCUGCUUCAAAUGUCGUUGUAACAUGCAGCUCUUCGGGAAAACUUACCACUUCAUUAGUUGAAUAUUGGAGGGAUCAUGUACUUCGUACGUCGGUUCCGUCUCAAUUCUUCUUACUCUCGGACUAUUGGCCUGGUCAAAGAAAUGCAGAUAUAUAUUCUGCUAUCGGAGGAUGUAAAAGGCUAGAAAUACCGGCUCAUACUACAUCGCGUAUUCAACCACUUGAUGUUUUCUUUAAUAGACAAUGGAAAUUGAUUGCCCGAUGUAUUUUCGAUUAUGUUCAACUCGAUGAUAUUGCGAUUAACUUGUCUGAACGAAAUAAUAUCAUUCGUUUAAACUCUCUCAUUCACAAUCAGUUAUCCUCACAUCUGUUCGUGCCUAUGAUAAAGUACUCAUGGUUUGCAUCAGGUUACAUCGACCAGCAUCCAGGACCUUUUCAGACUGUCAAUGAUAUUUGUUUCGAUAUUGGCAGCAACUUUUGUCAACAGCCGAACUGUAACUUACUCUCGUUUAUUCAAUGCAGUUACUGUCGUAAAUUUCUUUGCUUUGAGCAUUUUUUUGAAGCUUAUCAUUUUCACAAUUAAGUGUUUACUAUCUAUUCGUUAGAUUCAAUAACUUCGAAUAUAGUUCAUCGCAUAAAAUAGAACUAACAUAGCACCACUAUAAAUUAUGAAAAGACUAAUGAAGAUCCCAUAAGAGAUAACUUCCUCAAAAAUAUUUGAGCUUGUAUUACGUUUUUCUUUGCGAUAUAUUGUGGUGAUAUACAGUUAAAAUCGUUAUACUAUCACAAACUUGAAAAUUCGAUAUCUCAUGAUAGAAAGGCCAUGGGCCCAAAUCCUUUAGGAUUUAUUCUAGUCUAGAGGUCCCCUAUAUAUGCCAUAAAUAUGAGCUUAAAAGGGGGGAAUCAUCUCGGGCGGUUCCCUCGUUAGUGCUUUUCAUCAUUCCUCUAUUGUUCUUCUUAAGAGAAAACAAGCAACAUACCCUAUUUUAGAUAACAAUAUGUGUCAUGAUGGUAAUAAAAAGUUUAAAAAUCUAGCAUAGAGUACUUCUAGACAUCUGAUAUAUCUAUUGUAAAUAAUAGCAUUUCCCUCUCUAGGAAGAUGUAAGAAAAAAAAAAUAUUUCAUGAGGAAGACGGAACUUAUUUUACAUCCUUUAUAUAUGCUGACUACACGAUGACGAAUUUGCACAGCGAAGUAGAAUAUAUAUGAUGAAGAAGACUAUAUUGUGAAAGAAAAGAAUGCGAAUAACAACGUGACGGAUUCUAUAGGAGCUUUCUUGUCUACUCUGUUAAGGAGAGUUCGCUUUCGACACGUUAAUAAACUUGAAUGGGAAAAAACCAAGCCAUUCUUUUACAACGAUGUAUACGUGCUACAAUCAAUUCCAAAUCAAGUAUACAAUAAAACCAUACGAUGAGGCUCGUUUUGAUCGUAAGUAGAUUACCAUUAUCAUACUUUUUUAUGCCCAAUUCUAUGUUUCCGAAAUCAUGAAAAAAUUAGCAAUUAAUCCCGAUAUAUUGAAGCGAGAAUUCUAAGCUGAAACGUGAUAAAUCGUCAUUUUUUUUUCGAUGAUUUUGACGGUUUUUGUGAUAAACCGUGAGUUUUAUGCUCGAUUAUCAUUGUUCACCAUAUCGAUAGUGGCAAUGAUUUUGUUUGUCUAAUCUUAAUUUCUACUGUUCUAUAGACAAGUUCCUAUUACUACAUAAUGACUUAUAUUUAAUUGAGCAAUCAAAUAAUUUAAAUGAGCCAUAAUUAAAUUUACCAAUAAUUAUACUGAAUGAGCAAUAAUUUACUUAAAUAAGGGUAAAUUUUAUAUAAAAAGGGCAAUAUGAAUUCAUUUAUUUA